AACAGGGUGAAGAUCAGUGAAGAUUGUCACGAAUGGUGGCGCAGUGCAGAGAUUAGUGCCGCACAUCGUGAAUUCAUUGAUUCUGUAGGAUAGGUAACAAAUGGCAAAGUCAAAUCAGAGUGGCCGUUCACCACGUAUUGCGAUUCGUAAUUUAAAAAUGGCCACGAGGAUGACAGUACGGCUGCACCCGAAUCGGUUUCAUUUCACGAUUCUAUUUCUCUUCCUUCUAUCCGCACUACGUGUUGAUGCCAAAGGCACGAAAUACGUAACCUGCGGUUCAGUUUUGAAACUACUUAACGUUGGGUCAAAUGUACGCCUGCAUUCGCACAGUAUAAAGUAUGGAACUGGGAGCGGACAGCAAUCUGUAACAGCAACGGAAAUCCAGGAAGAUGGUAACUCACAUUGGCUCAUCAAGGCAGAAACUGAAAAGCAAUGCACACGAGGAAAACCAAUAAAAUGCGGAGAUAUUGUAAGAUUGGAGCAUUUGGCAACUAAGAAGAACUUGCAUUCGCAUCACUUUAGUUCACCACUCAGUGCCAAUCAAGAGAUAUCAGCGUAUGGAGAUGAAAAAGGAGAUGGUGACACAGGAGAUGACUGGCAAGUUGUUUGCCAAGACGAAUUCUGGGAGAGAGAUGGGACAAUAAUGCUCAGGCACAUCGAUACUAAUGUCUUUUUGUCGAGCAGCGACCGAACUUACGGUAAUCCUAUCACAGGGCAAGUUGAAGUUGUUGGCACGUACACAGCGAUAGGCGAUAAUUCUAAUUGGAAAUCUAUGGAAGGUCUCUUCAUACAUCCUAAUGAUUUCAAGGCACAUCAUUCGUAUCACCACACUGAACUGUAAAUGAAAUUGGAUCUUGCGUGAUUUGAACUAGAAGUAAUGUACCGAGGUUCCACUUUGCUGCAAUUACCUUGAUGUGCAUCUGUGACCGUAAUACCUGUGUUCUUUAUCCUGUCCAUUUCUAUCGGUAAUUUCCAUACCAGCUGCAAGUGGGGCUUAAAACUGGCAGUAUACAAGUGUAUUUAUUACAUAAACAUUAUUUAUUUUACAGCACAGGAAUAAACCAAAAGCAACUUAA
Messenger RNA from Athalia rosae (coleseed sawfly), 1076 nucleotides. Its product is annotated as stromal cell-derived factor 2. The transcript is spliced from 4 exons. Bases 101 to 841 code for a protein of 246 amino acids. NCBI's taxonomy places the organism in Eukaryota, Metazoa, Arthropoda, Insecta, Hymenoptera, Athaliidae. The record is from RefSeq and is a predicted model, not a curated record.